AUGGACCAAAGCGGAGAAGACGAUAGGCUGCGAUACACGGUCAAGUGGGAACUCGGCCAUGAGGAGACCACGUAUACCUUGUACCACGGUCUUCACUCAAGGCCCGACUGCCUCGCAUCAUCCAAGCCAUAUCGGAAAAUGCCUCAGAUCGACUACCACCCCAGCGAUGCUCGGCUUCUGCCAGCACCACUCGGCCACCCGGCGACAAUCGUAUGGGAAACUCAACUCGUUCCGGCCCUACGACGCAUGCUCGACCGUCUAUCCGUUACUCGCGCCGUCCUGCAUCUUGUACGCAUCGAGCGUCCGAUCAAUUCAUCGAUGGGUUGGGACCCGGAGAACUACCUCACAGAAAUCAUCGUCUGGAUCGGGGUGGAUAGAGACACAGCUCCCGAGCUGGCCAGCGGUCUAGUGGCUGGUACGCUAGCAGAGGUCCAAAUCCUGGGACUCGAGGACGUCGAGUGCGAGGUCUUCACGUCCCGCACUAUCCCCCUGGUCGGACCUGCAUUCCGCGACGACGCAUACAAGUACCUCUCGGAUGAGGCACAGGAAGUCGCUCAGCAAUUCGGUGUCGGCGUCUGUCUCGACAUCACCCCUCACGGUUCCCAGGUGCAGGGUACCGGUGGAGUCUUUAUAAAGCUCGCUGGACGCCCAGGAACCUAUCUCCUGACCUGCCAACAUCUUUUGGAUGACGAUCCUCACGCGGAGAGACUGAUCGAUGGUCCACGGACGGGCGCAUGGGUCAGUCUGUGCACGGACUCCAGCUUCGGCAAGCAUCUGGAGAGCCUUACCCGGGCGCGCCGGAUACAGGAAUACCGAUUGCAGCGACAUGAGCGGGUACUGCAAAACGCAAGCGAGGAGACGGGCGCAGGCUGCGUCAAGGAUCAACCGGACCAUCGGAUACUCGGCCAAGCCGUGUCGUACCGCCCAGUCGAGGUCCUGGUUCCUGGCGAAGAGACAGAUGGUACUUCCCCGCCCGUCGCGCGGCAGGAAUUGGGCUGGGAACUGGAUUGGGGCCUGGUGGAGCUAGACGAGGUCAAGCUAGGAGAGGAGCUGGAUCACUGGGACGGGUCCAAACGGAACCGCGUCUUUGUCGGAUGGCGAACGCUGCGAGGGUCGGGUGGCAUGCUGCCGAGAUCCUUCGACGGCGACGCCGUCCCCAUUACCAGCAUCGUGUCGCUGUGCGAAACAGGGGAAACCGAAAUACCCGUCUUCAAGCGGGGUGCCGGAACGGGUCUGACGUCCGGGGUAAUCAACCCCGUCAGAUCGAUUCUACGGGAUCGUCGGAUGCAGAGCGGUCAGAUGCAGGUGGUCGAUACCUGGGAGAUCUGCGCCAUGGCGCGACCACCACCGAUAUUCAGCGAUGAUCCGAAUAAGGCGUUCUGUGCCCCGGGCGACUCUGGCUCAAUUGUUGUCGGGAUGGACGGGCGGGCGAUUGGGAUGAUCACAAGAGGAUUUGCGGGUCACAGUGACAGGUGCGACAUGGGGUGUGUGACACCCCUCGACCUUAUCUUCGAAGACAUGACGCGGCGGUACGGCUUGGAGGCUUCGCUUGCAUGA
This is a messenger RNA of Dioszegia hungarica, 1557 nucleotides long. RefSeq lists its product as uncharacterized. Lineage: Eukaryota; Fungi; Basidiomycota; Tremellomycetes; Tremellales; Bulleribasidiaceae. Bases 1 to 1557 code for a protein of 518 amino acids. The record is from RefSeq and is a predicted model, not a curated record. The transcript has 3 exons.